Messenger RNA from Cynoglossus semilaevis (tongue sole), 2766 nucleotides. It is a transcript of the gene colgalt1a, whose product is annotated as collagen beta(1-O)galactosyltransferase 1a. The transcript is spliced from 12 exons. The record is from RefSeq and is a predicted model, not a curated record. Gene Ontology annotation, molecular function: procollagen galactosyltransferase activity. NCBI's taxonomy places the organism in Eukaryota, Metazoa, Chordata, Actinopteri, Pleuronectiformes, Cynoglossidae. Bases 158 to 1999 code for a protein of 613 amino acids.
AGAUUUCCUGUACACAUUCUGCUUCUCUGUGAUGACCGCAAAAAGUAAAGAGGCGACCUUUAAACGUUGUCCCGUCACGAGCCACAACCACCACUACACACCCACGUAGAUUCUUUUUUUAUAUAUACUUUUACCCAUUUCUUUAUUUAUUACCGCUAUGUUCUGCCCUAACUUGGCCUGCCUCUCCACCCCGCUGCUGCUCUGGCUGCUCUCCUGGUGCUGCUCCCCUGCCUACGGAUACUUCGCAGAGGAGCGAUGGUGCCCGGAGUCUCAGCUCCAAGCUCCGCGGCUUUUCCUCGCUCUCAUCUGCAGAAACUCCGCUCACUCGCUGCCCUAUUUUCUCGGCACCAUUGAGCGACUCAACUACCCCAAGGAUCGCAUGGCUCUAUGGGUAGCGACUGAUCAUAAUGAGGACAACACUACAACCAUCCUGCGAGACUGGCUUUCCACCGUGCAGACUCUUUAUCAUUAUGUGGAAUGGAGGCCAAAAGAAGUGCCCAGUCGCUAUCCAGAUGAAGAUGGUCCAAAGCAAUGGACAGACCUCCGUUAUGAGCAUGUAAUGAAGCUUCGACAAGUGGCUCUGGAGUCAGCCCGUGAGAUGUGGGCGGACUACUUCAUGUUGGCGGACUGUGAUAAUCUGCUCACCAAUCCCGAUGUGCUCUGGAAGAUGAUGAAAGAGAAUAAGACGAUCAUCGCACCAAUGCUGGAGUCACGUGCGGCCUAUUCCAACUUCUGGUGUGGAAUGACAUCACAGGGUUACUAUAAGCGCACACCUGCCUACAUACCUAUUAGGAAGCAGGUGCGUAAGGGCUGUUUUGCUGUACCCAUGGUCCACUCCACCUUCCUGAUUGACCUGAGGAAAGAGGCGUCCAAACAGCUAGCCUUCCACCCACCACACCCUGAAUACACAUGGGCUUUUGAUGAUAUCAUUGUGUUUGCUUACUCUGCUCAGAUGGCAGAUGUCCAGAUGUUUGUUUGUAACAAAGAGACCUAUGGAUACUUGCCUGCACCCCUUCGCUCCCACAAUACUUUGCAAGAUGAAGCUGACAGCUUCUUGCACACAGUGCUUGAGGUUAAUGUGCGGAAUUCCGCACUGACGCCUUCCAAACAUGUACGUGUUCCCAGACGAAAACCUGACAAAAUGGGAUUUGAUGAGGUAUUUAUGAUAAACUUACAAAGGCGAACUGACCGCAAAGAACGCAUGUUGAGGACUUUGUACCAGCAGGAGAUCGCUUGCAAGGUUAUUGCAGCUGUGGAUGGAAAAGCAAUGAACAUCAGUGAAGUCCAGGCCAUGGGCAUCCACAUGCUUCCAGGAUAUAGUGACCCUUAUCAUGGUCGCCCACUGACAAAAGGAGAGCUGGGAUGUUUCCUUUCACACUAUAAAAUCUGGGAAGAGAUUGUAGAACGGCAACUACACACCUCCCUGGUGAUCGAGGACGACCUACGCUUUGAAGUAUUUUUCAAACGUCGCCUGAUGAACUUGAUGUAUGAGGUUGAAGAAGAAGGACUGGACUGGGACCUUAUUUAUAUCGGUCGCAAGAGAAUGCAAGUGGACCAUCCAGAGAAAGCAGUACCUAAUGUGCACAACUUGGUGGAAGCAGACUAUUCAUACUGGACUCUGGGUUACAUGAUAUCGUUACAAGGAGCAGAGAAGCUUCUGAAAGCAGAACCUCUGAAGAGAAUUUUACCGGUGGAUGAGUUUCUUCCCAUCAUGUACAACAAACACCCCGUAUCUGAUUACAUGGAACAGUUUGAAACCAGGGACUUGAAGGCGUUUUCUGCUGAGCCUCUUCUGGUCUAUCCAACACACUACACUGGUGAUCCAGGCUACAUCAGCGACACGGAAACCUCCACGGUGUGGGACAACGACAAAGUCCGAACAGACUGGGACAGAGCACGCUCGGGGAAAACCCAGGAGCAGGCUAAAAUAAGUAGUGAGGCCCAGAACUCUGACGUCCUUCAGUCCCCCUGGAACAGUGCAGCUCGAGACGAGCUAUGAGACUGACAGAGAAAAUCAACCGGUGCAUAGAACAAACCUAUUUUUUUAAUCGUGUGUCAUAUUGGAUACUAUUGAUUUUUUUUUCUCAGUAGGGCUAGAAAAAUGAGAGUGUGCAGAAAGGUUUAUUUGACGCAAACGUGACAGUUAAAAAAGGGAUGGAGUUUUCACCAGUCUGUCCGUUUGUAUUUUUAUAUAAAGGCACUAGACUUGCCAUUUGGGAUGGCAUUUGCAGUACCCAGCCUCUGUCUGUCAUACAGAAAUGAUUCUAUAUAUCACUAAAUGAUGCAAUUGGACUGUUUCAUUUCAGUCACUGGGCAGAUAAGUAACGUUGCUCUGGUUUGACAUGACACUGUGAAAUGCUUUUAUAUUCUAAUGAGGGAUUUAUCAAACCGUGUGUCGCUGAACCAAUUCUGAACUUCAUUUCCGUCGUCAGAUGUCACAAAACCUGCAUGUCUUUGGGUUUAGACGUUAGUUUGUUCUAAUUAACAUUUUUUGCUUUACUGUCAUCUGCUGAAUGGGCAAAGAGUUUGCAGUAAAUCUUUGCUGAAGCAACAAGACAUGUGAAAAACAGUUUGAAAUCAAAUACUGGGUAAGUCAAUGCCAUGUCUUGUUUGUUCCUUCCUGGUUUCUGCCUGCUGUGGCUGCAGUUGGUCUCUGCUGACUUCUGUCUGUUAAUGACUGGAGACAUUUUCAUCACUGAUUUUGCACAGAAAUGUUAGCGGUACAUUGUGCCUACAAAAAAAUAAAUAAAAUACUGACUUUCUUAA